Molecule: messenger RNA, 2517 nt
Organism: Necator americanus (New World hookworm)
Lineage: Eukaryota; Metazoa; Nematoda; Chromadorea; Rhabditida; Ancylostomatidae
Exons: 19
Coding region: 1-2517 (838 amino acids)
Source: RefSeq, a predicted model, not a curated record
AUGUGGCCUCUAAUAUUAUUCUGCAUCUUCUUCAAUCCGACCAAUUCUCAGUUCGCUGAGAUCGCCUCACUGGCCACAUCCUUACUCGGAUCUGGCCUCGGUCCAGCGCUCGGAGGUGCCGCCGCUGCCGGAUCAGCUGCUGCUCCAGGACUUGGCGCAUUAUCACAGAUUGGACAACUGUAUCAACUCGCUCAAGGAGCUCUACAGUUGACCGGCACUGGAGUUGGCGUCCUGAAUCAAGCAUCAGAGGGCAACUGGUUUCCAGCUGUACUCGAACAGGCCUCGAAGAACACAAGAAACCUCAUGGGUGGAAAUCACUUUGGUGGUCCACCAAAUCUCGGACCAUUAGGUCCAUCACCUGCAGGAAACACAGGAAAUAGUGGAUCACAAAUUGGUCCAGAGUUUGGAACAGGAUUUCCCGCACCGAAUGUCGAGGAUUAUACGGAUAAUAAUGAAGAAACUGGAGGAAAAACAACAACAAAAGGACCGGAUAGCUUGGUAAAUAUCGAUGAUAAGGAUUCGAUCGAUGAACUUAAUCCAACCCCAGCACCGACUGCAGCUCCUACUCCUACCGUACCUGUAACUUUAUUUCCAGAUGAGUCCGAGUCAAACUCUGUUACGGAACCGACCACGUCCGCUCCAUUAAAGGAAAUACGAAUUGAAUUGCCAAAAAAUACUGCUGCAAGUACUGAUAGUGACUAUAUCGAUCAGGUCACAACAGAUGGAGAUUCUCGAGUUCAGGUCACGAAUAAAGCAAAAAACGAUGGAGACGAAAACUUACUAAUGCCUGAUCGAGCGUCUGCAGCAAAAACAUUGAACGCAAAAAUUCGUACCGGUGUCCCAGACCUAACAAAACUUAUCGAUGUUCUACGUAAAAGUAACCUAAAGGAAAGUGAAAUUAUGGAAAUCGUUUCACAGGUCGAAGGUAACGACAAUAUUGCUCCACCACCAAAAAUUGACUUCACAUCUGUUGUCCAGAAUAUUCCAUUGAAAAAACACCAGAAUCGAGAACGAAUAAUAAAAGCGUCGAGAGAACUCCAAAAAACAAUUGAGCCUCAGGAAAAGGCGAUUGAAGCUCACUUCAACAAUCUUCGCCAAAUUCCAGAUUUAGCGGCUACUGCUACACCAUCCAGUCAAGUUCCGACGACCAUUACAUCGCAUCCUACGUUGAUUCCUAAUCCACAACCACAACCAGAAUUUAUUUCUACAAAUCGUCUUCAACGUGAAAUCGCUUCAGUACCGGUAGAGAAAGCACCAUAUCCACAACCGAUUACACCUCCAAAUCCACCUCUAUUAGUACCACAGCAACAGUACACAACACCACCGAACUAUUAUCUUCACAAUCAAUGGCAGCAUCCACAAUUCCCACAACAACAUCUUCCUACGCAACAACAACAACAACUUCCGCAUAUCUAUCAACCACAGCCGGUUCUUCAACCUCAAGUACACCCUCUUCUGCAACCGAAUCCUUAUGGACACGUUCAACAUCAGCAGCUUUAUCAGCAACAGCAACAGCAGCAACAACAACAACAACAACAGCAUUAUACGCAACAUGUGCAACAUCCGUUGCAACAUGCUCAACCACCACAGCAGCCUUAUCAAGCACAACCGAAUAUUCUACAGCAACAUGUUCCACAACUACAGUUCCAGCAGCAACAACAACAACAGCAACAGCAAAUGCUGUUGCAACAACAACAACAACAACAACAACAACAGCGUCAACAACAAUUCCAGCAACAACCACAACAACGUCCACAACCUCAAACUUCUUUCUAUCCAGGACAACAAGUCUACAACAAUCAACAACCUCAUCAAUAUUCAACACAACAACAGGUUGUAUCUCCACAGCAACAAACGUACAGACAAUUCCGACAAGUGAGCGGUCGGGCUUACACCGCUCAGAGUCGCCCUGUGAUCUAUACUAAUCAGCCAGCGGGCACACCAACGGAGUACAACCGAUCUAAUUACUUGGCACUAUCGGCCCCAACACAACAAGGCAAUGUAAUUGCUCAAUAUGCGGCAGCUCCUCAAAUAGCGGCCAGGAACGUGCAGCAACGAUCCGCCGCCGUGGCAGCUCAUGGAAAAAUGCGUGGAGCAGGCUAUACUAGUCAUCGCUUAAGUUUUUCGAAGAGAUCAGUACCAUCCGCUCAUGCGUUACGUUCAGCUGUUGGUUCACCGCAGGUGAUUGCGCCGUUUCCGAUUCGAGAGAAUCGGGGCAUAACGACACCGGGCCCACAUCGACGAUAUCCUACACGAACCGCUCGGACGCAACGAAUCACUACGCCAGCACCGCAGGUAAAACUUCCGGAAGGGAUUUUCGCAAACGGCGAGUUGAUAGUAAAUGCUGAUCCGGAACGACGUCCUGUAUACUUACAACGCUAUAUGAAUGCUCAACAUCACCAGAAUACACUUGCACGGUCUGAAUUAGGCCAUCUACCCACCACAUUCUACUAUCGUGUCCCUGUUCCACCUGGACAAUAUCUAGGAUUCAAGCGUAGCACACAAAUCUACCCGUAA